Molecule: messenger RNA, 1073 nt
Organism: Caenorhabditis elegans
Lineage: Eukaryota; Metazoa; Nematoda; Chromadorea; Rhabditida; Rhabditidae
Product: RING-type domain-containing protein
Exons: 5
Coding region: 33-683 (216 amino acids)
Molecular function (GO): zinc ion binding
Source: RefSeq, marked reviewed
AAUUGCCAUUUUCGUCUAUCGAUUCACUCGAAAUGUCAUUUCUCCAGUGUGAAGUUUGCAAUGAAGACUAUUCAGAUAUAGAUGAGGAUCAUAUUCCAAAAGUCUUAAAAUGCGGCCACUCAGUUUGCCAAAACUGUGCCACCCAACUGAUCACUGCUUUGCUGAUUAUUUGCCCAUUCUGCCGGGAAACAACUGAAAUCAGCGAUGGUGAUGACCAAAAACUGCAGAAAAACUUUGCUCUAGUGCAGGCUAUUCAAGUCAUGAAAGCUGAUUCCCCACCGAAAUGUGAAGAACAUCCGUACAAUCUUGCAGAGUUUGUAUGCGUUAAGCCAAGAUGCUCAUCAAGUAAUAAGCUGAUGUGUAAAACAUGUGAAGAGUUUGGAGUCCACCGGAACCAUAAGAAAAGCCUGCUGCUCACAGAAGCCUCCAGUUUGAGGGAAUCGCUUGGUUUCAGGAUUGAGAAGAGAGAAACUCAGAUUGAGAAACUUCAAGAGGACAUUAACACUAUUAAUUUGGCACAACUAGGCAAUAUGGAAGAUGGAGAUGAGUUCAAGGAAAAAGCGAAGAAGAUUACAUCACACUACGCAAACCUAAACCUACGGCUUUAUGAAGAAAAGGCGCAGGCAUUGGCCAAGUUGAAAACUAUCGCUCAGAAAAUCGAGAAGCCAACGAAAAAACACUGACAGCCUUGACGGAAUCUCUGGAUGAACUGAAAACGAGAAGCGAACUGGAAAAAAGUUUAUUGGAGAUGAGCAACGCCGAAAUAUUUGCGACUGAUUCUUUCUUGGAGCCAGAGGACGAGGACGAACAAGGUUUCGAAGUGGAUCCUAAAAAGUUAGAGAACACAUCUUUGACAUUUUCAAAGGCGGUGACUCCAGUCGUAACCUACAAGGAAGUGAAACAUCUCGCCCAGAGUCGAUUUUUUGAAUUCCGAACAUUUAUAAUAUUUUUAGUUUUAUACUUCUUUUAUUCACUACUAUGAAAGGUUAAUUUUUUUACAAUAGAGCAAUAUACUCUUAAGUACUCUUAAAUAAACAAAAUGUAAAACAAAACUGAUUUUUCUUAGCGCAAAC